AUGCAGAGUAUGCCAUAUAAGCCAAAGGAGAACCCAUGGGCUCCAGCCCCUGAGGCCUCUGUUUUCCCGGUGAAGACGGGAGACUGGAGAAGAGCAGUCGGAGCUGGAACCUCAGUGCAGAAGCGGGCUGCAGUCUCGGGCUCGGGCUCGGGCUCGGGCUCGGGCUCGGGCUCGGGCUCGGGCUCGGGCUCGGGCUCGGGCUCGGGCUCGGGCUCCGGCGCGGCCCUCGGCCCGGCUCUUUCUUCUGUCGGGCUCUCCAAGCUCACAGCUAGCCUAAGUCGCAGCCAGCUAGUACCGGGUACUGAGUUCUUCAAGUUGUCCGCAGACCCUGGGCACGGGGGUGUCAACCAGCUCGGGGGGGUGUUUGUGAAUGGACGGCCCCUGCCAGAUGUGGUGCGGCAGCGUAUUGUGGAGCUCGCCCACCAGGGAGUCCGGCCUUGUGACAUCUCUCGGCAGCUGCGGGUCAGCCACGGCUGCGUCAGCAAGAUCCUGGGCAGGUAUUACGAAACGGGCAGCAUCAAGCCCGGGGUGAUCGGCGGUUCCAAGCCCAAGGUGGCUACACCCAAGGUAGUGGACAAGAUCGCUGAAUACAAGCGGCAGAACCCGACCAUGUUCGCCUGGGAGAUACGCGACCGACUGCUGGCCGAGGGCAUCUGCGACAACGACACAGUGCCCAGCGUCUCUUCCAUCAACAGGAUCAUCCGGACCAAAGUUCAGCAGCCUUUCCACCCAACCCCAGAUGGGACGGGGACAGGAGUGACAGCUCCUGGCCAUACCAUAGAUGUGUCUGAGGGCUCCGUCCCAAAUGGAGACUCCCAGAGUGGUGUGGACAGUUUGCGGAAGCACUUGAGAGCGGAUACCUUCACUCAACAGCAGCUGGAAGCUUUAGAUCGGGUCUUUGAGCGUCCUUCCUAUCCAGAUGUUUUCCAGACAUCAGAGCACAUCAAAUCGGAGCAGGGGAAUGAGUACUCCCUCCCAGCUCUGACCCCUGGGCUUGAUGAAGUCAAAUCCAGUCUAUCUGCCUCGGCAAACCCCGACCUGGGGAGCAACGUGUCGGGAACCCAGACGUACCCAGUGGUCACCGGUCGUGACAUGGCGAGUACCACCCUGCCCGGUUAUCCCCCCCAUGUUCCCCCCACUGGCCAGGGAAGCUACCCCACCUCUACCCUGGCAGGAAUGGUGCCUGGAAGUGAGUUUUCAGGCAAUCCCUACAGCCACCCUCAGUACACAACCUACAAUGAGGCCUGGAGAUUCAGCAACCCGGCCUUACUAAUGCCACCCCCCGGGGCUCCGCCCCUGCCGCUGCUGCCGCUGCCUAUGACCGCCACUAGUUACCGCGGAGACCACAUCAAGCUUCAGGCCGACAGCUUUGGCCUGCACAUUGUCCCCGUCUGAAGCCCGCCCGUCCGCCCGCCCGCUCGCUUGCUCGCCGCUGGCCUCUCCCCCGCCGCUGGCCUCUCUCCCGCCGCCACGCACGGAGGGAGGGAGGAUCCACGCCAUGCCACGCCACGCAACGGGACGGGACGCUACACCUCCCAGUUGGCCCCUGUCCUCCCUGUUCCCCUCUUCCCCAGCCCCGCAGUCUUUCUCUAAAUCCACGACCCGUGGAGACGGGACGGGCUGAGUCUUGGGAGGAGCCCGCAGACCCCGCCCUUUGCCCCUCUCCGGCCUCUGCCUCCUCCGCAGUCUCCUCCAGAUCCUCUGGGAGGGAGGCGCGGGGAUGGGCCCUAGCCUGAUCUGGCGCCCGCCCCUUCUCUCCCGGGGCGCCUCCUCGGGCUGGGAUAGGGUGUUGUGGCCUCGAACGGGUCUGCUUGCCUGGGCCCGAGUCAAGUCGGGCAGGCUGGACAGGAUAAGCGCGGGGGCAGCACUCACGGCCCCCAUCAACCCGACCCGGUCAAGCCUGCCCCGGCCCGCCUCUCCCCGGCCCGCAGCCUGGAACCAGAAGGAGAAAGAACGACACGAUGUUAAACCGCUUUGCGGGAAAGGCUCGGGAAAGAAAAUCCUAAACAAAAAAGUGAUAAACUAAAGGAAAGAACAAGCCACCCGACCCCCGACUCCUAGUGCGCUGGGCUCUCUCCCCCAGCCCAGGACUUAAGAUGAGUGCGGUGCAGGAUAUCUGUGGGGCCCGAGUCCUGCGAGACAGCAUUUCUGCUGAUGGGCCCUUCCAGCUGGCCGGACUCGGUCUGAUUCUUUCCUCUUCCCACCGAAACCGCCACACCCUACACCAUCACUACUGCCCCUGUUGCUGCUUGGAGCUAUCUCCCGCCCUGGUCCCCACGGGCUUCCCGGAACCCUGUGACACACCUAACCCUGCAUCUGAGACGUCUCCCCAAUCCAUCUCAGCCUUUACAGCCGUGUUCGAUCUCAAUUGGGCUGGGUCACCCUAGAGCAGUGGGUCCCGGCCCUCCCGUCCCAGAGCUGGUCCCAGCCCUCAUUCAGGACAUAGCUCCUCAGUCUGGGGCUGGUCAGGUGAAACAGCCCCGGACCAGCACGGUCCGCUUCUCCUUCCCCCAAGGAGCCAAGCCAGGGGGUUUGGGGUCCAAAUCGGGUCAGCAUAGGGCUGUGUCUGAGCUCUCGCUGCCUGAGAUAGGACCGCCACUAGUCUUAUCAGCGAGGACUGGACAGGGACCUCAAAUUCCACACUUAUUUAAUAUUAUGGCAUUUGCAAAAAGGAAAAAAAAAAGCCUAUGGCUGCUGCUUUAUAGAAAGAUGGUGUGUGUUGUGUGAAGGCGAAUCCUCGUGUAUAUAAACCCUUCUAAUGCCCCUCCCGGCCUGGGCCAUCCUGUAUCGUAGUGACUAAAGCCACCCGCUGCCCGCCUGUAGAUAAGCCCUGCUGUCUGUGCUGUGAGAG
This is a messenger RNA of Gracilinanus agilis (Agile Gracile Mouse Opossum), 2851 nucleotides long. It is a transcript of the gene PAX2, whose product is annotated as paired box 2. Gene Ontology annotation, molecular function: RNA polymerase II cis-regulatory region sequence-specific DNA binding; DNA-binding transcription factor activity, RNA polymerase II-specific. The transcript is spliced from 11 exons. Gene Ontology annotation, biological process: regulation of transcription by RNA polymerase II; anatomical structure development. Bases 1 to 1395 code for a protein of 464 amino acids. The record is from RefSeq and is a predicted model, not a curated record. Lineage: Eukaryota; Metazoa; Chordata; Mammalia; Didelphimorphia; Didelphidae.